Brugia malayi is the source of this 558-nucleotide messenger RNA. RefSeq lists its product as uncharacterized. Lineage: Eukaryota; Metazoa; Nematoda; Chromadorea; Rhabditida; Onchocercidae. The record is from RefSeq and is a predicted model, not a curated record. Bases 1 to 558 code for a protein of 185 amino acids. The transcript has 5 exons.
AUGUUGGAAUUAAAAGUACGUCGUUGUUGUGAAUUAAACAAUGAGCAACAAUUAUCAGCUAUUUUAUUCAUUGGUAAAAGUUGUGAUAGUGAUGAUUAUGUCAUUGUUGUUAUUAUCAGUGAUAUUCUUAGCUCAUCAUAUACAGCAACUUAUGAUCAGGAAAGUUGGGAAGCAUUACGCAAAGAAGGUGAAUUCAGUACAGAUGAAGAAUUCAUUGCUGAACUUGCUAAUGAGAAGAAUUCAUUGAAUAUGGAACGUUCCGAAUAUGUCCAGAUGAAAUGGAUUCGACCGGAUGAAGAUGGUCUUACGUUUGAAUUCUGUACACUAACACUGAAGUUGGAUACAACUUGGAUGUAUCAUAUUGUGAAUGCUCUUUUGAAGGAACGAAACAUUUAUUAUGAUAAUGCAAUUAGAGAAGAAGCCGUUGUUGCUAGUAUGGAAAGGAGAUUGGAGUUGCUUGGAAAUAAAGUUGAAGAAAUGGACGAUUAUCGUCGAAAUUUAUCCAAUACUUUGAUUUCAAAAUUUGUCGCUAUCCAAAACGGAAAAGUGAGUUCUUGA